AUGGGAGACAUUGAGGCCGAACUAUGGAUACCGCCUGAUGUGUCUGAUAUUAUAUCAGCAGGUAAUACAGGACUUUUUGGCCUUUUGGCGGACGGAACGGUCUUAAAGUUUCCAAGAAAUAAAAACUACCCUUACAACAUUGAGCAUAUCGAGUGUGAAGCAUGUAUCCUUUCGGCUCUGGGAAAACACCCUAGAAUCACCAAAUAUCUGGGCAAGGAAAAGUAUGGCCUUCGCUUUGAACGCGCCGUAUAUGGUGACGUUCGGUCUUACAUGACAUCUGUUCCAUCUAAAAACAUUUCGACACAACUUCGACUUAAAUGGUCGAUACAAGGCGCAGAAGCAUUAGCUUUCAUCCAUUCGCAAGGCGUCAUACAUUGUGACCUUAAUCCGAAUAACUUCUUGUUGUAUGAUGCGCUUGAUCUGCGACUAUGCGACUUCUCAGAGUCUAUGUACGGCGACCUGGAAGCAAAAGUCAUGGAAAGCAUAAGAUAUUUCCUCCCAAGAGAAGAGUGUUCAACUCCUACCGUACAGACAGAUCUAUUUGCUUUCGGAUCUGUCGUUUACUAUUUUAUGACAGGCCAUGAGCCCUAUGAAUCUCUAUCAGAAGACCAAGUGACAGCGCAAUUUUCGAGGGAAAUAUUUCCAAAUGUAGAUACAAUCUUGGGAGGAUCAGUCAUUCUAGGCUGUUGGAAGAAAAGAUUCAAAAACGCAGAUCAGGUUUUCCAAGCUCUCACAAAGUUAGGCAAAGUCCUACCACCUUGCUAG
This is a messenger RNA of Blumeria graminis f. sp. triticale, 765 nucleotides long. NCBI's taxonomy places the organism in Eukaryota, Fungi, Ascomycota, Leotiomycetes, Helotiales, Erysiphaceae. The record is from the annotation of a GenBank genome assembly.